Fraxinus pennsylvanica is the source of this 411-nucleotide messenger RNA. The record is from the annotation of a GenBank genome assembly. Lineage: Eukaryota; Viridiplantae; Streptophyta; Magnoliopsida; Lamiales; Oleaceae.
AUGACGAGUUUUGUUCCAAAAACCAGUUUAAUUGUUUCUGCACUUCUGCUUGGCCUGCUGGGGCUAUGCCAUACAGUUAAAGGUGGACCAAAUACCAGCAUUAAUGUCCUUGGUUGCAAUGUCAAUUCAUAUGCAGAAGGUGACCCUUUUGGGAACAGUGUGACAUAUGUUCUUUUUGACUUGAUGAAUGUCACUCCGUCGCAGCAGGGCUUCGACUACAGAGCCACUUCGCCUUAUUCCACGGCAGUUGCUUAUGGACACGCCACUUGCAGCCGUGCUCUGUCCAAUAACGACUGCGCCAACUGCCUCGUUUCUGCCAAGGCAACUCUCGAGAGUAACUGCGGUGGUCGAAUUGGCGGCCAGACGAAGCUGGUUGAUUGCACCAUGAGAUUUGAGAACUACUACUUCUGA